AUGAAACCGGCGCCUUUCUGGUAUGGCUCUCAUUGUCCGCGUGACGUCAAGCCUUCCACCUGGCUGCAACUUGUCUCUCUACUAACUACUAGUAGAGCUUGCGCACGCUUAUCGAGUGCACGUACACACACAUACACAGCUGCCGUCCCUCUCACCUUCCUUGCAAGAGGCUUCCUUUUCUAUCGGCCCGACAUUUUCCUCCCUUCCCAAUCCGAUCGAUAUUUGUUUUUCUUAAAUACGAUUAUCACAACCACAGACUCUGGCGUCUACUACAAAGCUAGCUUCAAGGCCAGAAUUGCAACUUCGCCGCAUCCACACUCACCGCAACGGUCGAUUGCUUGCGCGUGUCUGCAGCUACACGUUUCGGCCGCUUAG
Bipolaris zeicola 26-R-13 is the source of this 375-nucleotide messenger RNA. RefSeq lists its product as uncharacterized. The transcript has a single exon. The record is from RefSeq and is a predicted model, not a curated record. Bases 1 to 375 code for a protein of 124 amino acids. Lineage: Eukaryota; Fungi; Ascomycota; Dothideomycetes; Pleosporales; Pleosporaceae.